AUGAUAAAACUCCCCCUCCCGCCAAUCCAGGCGAAGAGCACAAGAACGAGCCCGCGGACGAGAACGAGGGCGGAUGCUGAUGUUGAACAGCUUAUUCUUAUUGACCGGGUUGUUCGACGCUUCCGUGUCAUCUUCGAGAUUUUGCCUCAUUUUUUUUUUUCAAGUAUGCAUUUAUUUUCAUCGGCUUUUUAUCGAUCAACAAAAAAAAUCACUCGCCUUUCAGAUCACAAACAAUUUUUGCAAGCACUCCAUUUUUCUACAGAACGACGAACACAAAUGUUGCGACUUAAUGCAGUAGGUACCCAUGAUGAGGACUAG
Molecule: messenger RNA, 318 nt
Organism: Amoebophrya sp. A120
Lineage: Eukaryota; Dinophyceae; Syndiniales; Amoebophryaceae
Source: the annotation of a GenBank genome assembly